GCCUGGGGAGGGUUGCGGACACCGGACGUCGGGGUUCUUAGAAGGGGAGAUGAGGAGUUUUCACCACAACCUUGCUUCACGCAGGAAGCUCUUGAGAAUCCGGCCACAGGCAUGAGGGGCCCCGGGCCGAAAUGAUAGUGCUGGCGCCAGCCUGGAGCCCAACUACCUCCCUGCUGCUGCUGCUGCUGCUGCUGUUGCUCAGCCCCGGCCUCCGUGGGGCCCCGGACUGCUCCUUCCCCCACAGCCCCAUCUCCUCCACCUUCACCAACACCAUCAGCAAGCUGUCUGACUACCUGCUUCAAGACUACCCAGUCACUAUUGCCUCCAACCUGCAGGACGACGAGCUCUGUGGGGCUUUCUGGCGUCUGGUCCUGGCCCAGCGCUGGAUGGGACGGCUCAAGACUGUGGCUGGGUCCCAGCUGGGGAAACUGCUGGAGGCUGUCAACACCGAGAUACACUUCGUCACCUCAUGUGCCUUCCAGCCCCUCCCCAGCUGUCUUCGCUUCGUCCAGGCCAACAUCUCCCACCUCCUGCAGGACACUUCCCAGCAGCUGGUGGCCUUGAAGCCCUGGAUCACCCGCCGGAAUUUCUCCAGGUGCCUGGAGCUGCAGUGUCAGCCAGACUCCUCCACCCUGCUGCCCCCAAGGAGUCCCGGGGCCUUGGGGGCCACAUCCCUGCCGGCCCCGCAGGCCCCUCUUCUGCUUCUCUUGCUGCUGCUGCCCGUGGCCCUCCUGCUGCUGGCCGCUGCCUGGUGCCUGCACUGGCGAAGGAAGAGACAGAGGAUGCCUUACCCUGGGGAGCGGAGGAGGACACUGAGGCGCAGAGAGAGGAGUCACCUGCCCGAGGACACAGAGUCGGAACUUGGAGGAAGUCAGCUAGAAACUGGUCCUUUCCUUGGCCACAUUGCUCCUGUCACUGUCUCCCCAGGAUGGAGGCAACGCCAGCACCCAGCAGCGGCCCCGGCCUCCCCCUCCCCCCUCUGUACAAAGCCCUUGUCCCCAGGAAAUUGUAUAUAAAUCAUCCUUUUCUACCA
Messenger RNA from Mesoplodon densirostris (Blainville's beaked whale), 1033 nucleotides. It is a transcript of the gene FLT3LG, whose product is annotated as fms related receptor tyrosine kinase 3 ligand. The record is from RefSeq and is a predicted model, not a curated record. Gene Ontology annotation, cellular component: cell surface; membrane. The coding region runs from base 132 to 1016 and encodes 294 amino acids. Gene Ontology annotation, biological process: positive regulation of cell population proliferation. Gene Ontology annotation, molecular function: receptor tyrosine kinase binding; cytokine activity. NCBI's taxonomy places the organism in Eukaryota, Metazoa, Chordata, Mammalia, Artiodactyla, Ziphiidae. The transcript is spliced from 8 exons.